Eurytemora carolleeae is the source of this 3275-nucleotide messenger RNA. Its product is annotated as WD repeat-containing protein 48. Gene Ontology annotation, molecular function: ubiquitin binding. The coding region runs from base 79 to 2037 and encodes 652 amino acids. The record is from RefSeq and is a predicted model, not a curated record. Gene Ontology annotation, biological process: protein deubiquitination; double-strand break repair via homologous recombination. The transcript has 17 exons. Lineage: Eukaryota; Metazoa; Arthropoda; Copepoda; Calanoida; Temoridae.
UUAAUAUAUAUUUUCAGAGAAGCAUGUUAAUUAGAUCUAGCAAAUCAAGAAUGUAGAACCUGGAGACAAGCAAGUAAUAUGUCCGGGAGACGAAAGGUUCAGGUUUCGUUUGUGAUCAGAGAGGAGAAGGAGAACUGUCACAGAGCCGGGAUUAACUCUCUCCAGUAUGAUCCUGUACUGAAGCGUCUCUACUCCGCAGGGCGGGAUUCUAUUAUCAGAACCUGGAAUGUUGCAAACCCAAAGGAACCUUAUCUCCAGAGUAUGGAGCACCACACAGACUGGGUGAAUGAUAUCCAGCUCUGCUGUGGUGGGAAGAAUAUAAUCUCUGCUAGCUCUGAUACUACAGUUAAAGUUUGGAAUGCACACAAAGGGUUCUGUAUGUCCACAUUAAGAACUCACAAGGACUACGUGAAGGCCCUGGCGUACGCCAAGGACCGGGAGCAGGUUGCGUCUGCCGGGUUAGACAAAGCAAUCUUCUUGUGGGAUGUGACCACCCUGACCGCUCUGACCGCCAGCAACAAUACGGUCACAACAUCAUCACUCAACGGGAACAAGGAUUCUAUUUACAGCCUGGCCAUGAAUCCGUCUGGAACUGUAAUUGUGAGCGGGUCCACGGAGAAGGUUUUACGAGUAUGGGAUCCUAGAACCUGUGCUAAACUUAUGAAACUUAAAGGACACACUGAUAACGUUAAGGCUUUGGUGUUGAACCGUGAUGGUACACAGUGUCUGUCUGGGAGUAGUGACGGUACAGUACGCCUGUGGUCCUUGGGUCAACAGCGCUGUAUCUAUACUUAUCAUCCGCACUCCGAGGGGGUCUGGGCACUCCAACCUAACGAUACUUUUACCCAGGUGUUCAGUGCUGGUCGGGAUAAGAACCUGUACCUGACCGAUCUACGGCACGCUGACCGGCAUACUCUAGUCUGCAGGGAAACUGCACCAAUCCUUAAAAUGAUUCUGACCCCGGACCAGUCUGGUCUGUGGGUUGCUACCAGCGACAGUACGAUCAACCAUUGGACCCUCUCCAAUCGUAUCCUGGCCGGGACGGAGACGCAGGAAGGACCGGAGCCUAUUAUUAAAGAUCAUGAUAUAGCGAUCCGAGGAGGACCAAGUAUAAAAACCUACACUGUACUCAAUGAUAAGAGAAGGAUAGUUACCAAGGAUACUGAGGAAAAUAUUGCAGUUUACGACGUUUUAAAGGCUUGUAAGAUGGAGGAAUUGGGUAAGGUUGACUUCGAGGAGGCAGUGAAGGAGAGACAGCAGACGGUGUUUGUCCCGAACUGGUUCACGGUGGACCUCAAGACAGGGAUGCUAACGAUCCACCUUGGGCAGGACGAGAACGAUUGCCUCUCCGCCUGGGUAUCCGCCAGAGAGACGGGGUUGGCUCCGGAUGAGAGUCUGGAGCAGAAGGUGAACUACGGUGGUUUGUUGCUCCAGGCUCUAUUAGAGUACUGGCCCAGGCCUUACAACACAGAGGACGAAAGUGACAUGGAGCAGGGUGCAAACGGAUCCCGGACAGGAAACGGGAACGAAUAUUUCCAGGUUCCAGGACACACGCCGGUCAUCUUUAGUGAGGUUGGCGGCAGAACUCUAUACAGAUUACUAGCCCGGGAUGCUGGUGGAGAAACGGAAGGAGUUCUCCUCAAUGAAACCGUCCCGGCCUGGGUUGUGGAUAUCGUCGUCGAGAAGAAACUGCCAAAGUUCAUCAAGGUUACAUUCUUCGUAUUACCCCACUCUACCCUGGGAUAUAAAACAUUCAAGAGAGAACGGUUGAUUGCAAACGACUUCCUACAGAUCAGAAAGGUGAUAGAGCAUGUGUACGACAAAGUGAUGAACGGAGGGAGUGAAUCAGGGAGUGGCGGGGGUACUCCGACAGGAGAACGAAAAGACCGGGAAGAGUCAAAUAGUCAAGCAGAGGAAAGAGUUGAACUGCUCUGCAAUGACCAGGUUCUGGAUCCAAACCUGGAUUUGAGAACUGUGAAACAUUUUAUCUGGAAAUCAAUGUCAGAUCUUGUUUUACAUUACAGACCGUUGCGAUGAAGUUUUUAUCUAAACUGAGUUGAUCUCAAGAAACCAAGAGAGGAAAAUCAUUCCAAGCACCCCCACUCCCCCACCCAAUGCUGUCUCAACACCACCACCCUCAUGUAUCACUCAACUGUUCUGCAGCAUAAUAUUACAGAAGGCCAAGCAGUUCAAGUUCUCUCUACUAUUCUUUAUCCACCGGAAAGUCGAAUCUGGAAGCUCUUUUUCAUCACUUGAAGCUGUUUUAUGAGAAGCUGUUUCCUGAGACUGAAGCUGUUUUGCAUCCAGUUAAGCUUUUUCCCCGUCGAGCAGCUGUGUUUUUAUUCUGGAAGCGGUUUCAAAUCCACAAAAUCCUAUAAGCUAUCUUUUCUCCAAGGUGUCUGUUUCUCCCUUCCCAAAGCGGUGUAUUUGCCCUGAAAGCUGUUUUUUGCCUGUGGUAGCUGUUUUUCUUCUUUGGAAUCCGUUUAUCUUAACGUUCAUGGAAGAUAUUCUUGUUUUUUUCGUGCAUUGGAUUUUUCUUUCAAAGCUUCGAUAUAUUCUUUAGGAUAUGGGAGCUGUGGCCGAAUCUUCAGAUUAUAUUAAGCACUUGUUUUUUAAUUGUGCUGUUUAAUAGUUCAUGUGCAACUUGUCCUUGCCCCUCUGUUGUUUUAAUGAUCUAUAAUGUUACAUUCUUCAGUGAUGAUUUGAAUUUAUUUUUAUUAUAUUAACGAUUAUGUAAUUCCUUCUGUUAUUAAUACCACUUAAAAUUUAUGUUGAUUCCAUUUAUUUCCGUACUAAUUUUAAGUCUUUAUCUAAAUUCUUAUAUUUUAAUUUUAACUGCUGUAUCUGCGAACCGAGGUUUACUGCAAUCUGGCGGUUUUACGUCAAACCAACUUGUUUUGUAUGUCGUGAUACCUAAAACGUGAUUAUUUUUUGUAAAAUGAUUUUUGGCAAGUUGAGGAAUAUUAAGAAAAAACUUUAAGAAUUAUGUUGUUAAAGUUUGACAUCAAUGAAAAAUAAUACAACAUAAAUUUCUUCGUUAGAAGAAAAAAUGUUAUUAAUUAAUAUAUAAUAUUAGAAUGCAUAAUUUAGCUGCGUCUAUAGGUAGGGUUAGUUCAUUUUUAAAAUAAGUUUAAAUUUACCAUUGUAAUUUAGUAAUGUACUUCUCGCAUGUUAUAUUUAUUAUAUAUUGCCAUUACACGGAAAUAGGAUGAAAAAUUUGAUAAUCCUUUGUUCAGUAGAUUUAACAUCCGUCAUUAAAACUAGCAUGUUUCAGA